UAUGCGAGUCAAAAUAAUUCUAUAAAGCAGUUAUGGAAAGUAGUAGCAGCAGCAUCGGUGUUGGGUUUUUGAUUUCCCGCCGAAAUUAAAAGGAAACCUUGGUUCAAUUUUUGUCUUCAUAUCCCACAAACCCAGUUUUCAACUCACACAAAAGCUACGAAAUGAGCGCCCCUAUGGAAACUGAGGAAAAUCCCCCAACUGAUCAAAACGGUGCCGUUUCCCAACACUCACCUCAUCCUCCUUCUCUUUCUCCGGAGGACAAAGUUCUUGUCCCUGUCGAGGUUUGCUUAAAACCUUCCAGCACAGCUUCCAUUAACGAUGUCCGUUCAGCCGUUGAAGGGAUGCUCGAAAAGAGGAGUUUGAGCUAUAAUGGUGGACCGAUCCCCGUGCCCCUUGAUAUACCCUUUCUUGCUGAUAAUGUGCAAAGAAUUUGCAUUUGUGAUACAGGUGAAGGGAUGCAGAAUGACGAGGUUCUUUUGUUCUGGCAGGUCAAGCCUGUUGUACAUGUAUUUCAGCUUAGCGAGGAAGGACCGUGUGAGGAUAUCAGCUCUGAUGGCCAGUCUUCUAGCUUCAAUGAAUGGAUUCUUCCUGCAAAAGAAUUUGAUGGCAUGUGGGAAAGCCUAAUAUAUGAAUCUGGUCUAAAGCAAAGGUUGUUGCGGUAUGCAGCGAGUGCUUUGCUCUUCACUGAAAAGGCUGUCGAUCCAUUCCUUGUUUCUUGGAACCGCAUAAUUCUUUUGCAUGGUCCCCCAGGGACUGGAAAGACGUCUUUAUGUAAAGCAUUAGCUCAGAAACUAUCAAUUCGAUUCAGCGCAAGAUACCCACAGUCUCAGCUUGUUGAAGUGAAUGCACAUUCUUUGUUCAGUAAAUGGUUCUCCGAAAGCGGCAAGCUGGUAGCAAAACUAUUCCAAAAGAUUCAAGAAAUGGUAGAAGAAGAAAGCAAUCUGGUAUUUGUUUUGAUCGAUGAAGUCGAAAGCCUAGCUGCUGCUAGAAAAGCUGCUUUGUCUGGUUCUGAACCUUCUGAUUCUAUUCGGGUUGUCAAUGCAUUAUUAACUCAGAUGGAUAAGUUAAAAUCAUCUCCAAAUGUGAUCAUUCUAACCACAUCAAACAUUACUGCUGCUAUUGAUAUUGCUUUUGUUGAUAGAGCUGAUAUCAAAGCAUAUGUUGGUCCUCCAACUCUUCAAGCUCGGUACGAAAUAUUAAGGUCUUGCUUGCAGGAACUCAUGCGUACAGGGAUAUUAACUAGUUCUGAGGAUUGUAAGAAUAUUGUGCUUCCAAAUUAUGCUAGUGCAAAACCGAGGUUGAACGCACCAGAUUUUCAUGAGGGUACUACAUCCAUGCAACUGUUCAAGCAAUUAGUUGAAACUGCAGAAGCAUGUGAGGGAAUGAGUGGAAGGUCUCUCAGAAAGCUUCCAUUUUUGGCACAUGCUGCACUUGCAAAUCCUUUUGAAUGCAACCCCAUCAAGUUCUUAUGUACAAUGAUAGAAACAGCAAAAAGGGAGCGCUCUGAGCUUCCUGACUAAUGUAACUAAAGCUUCCAAUUAAAAUUGUUCAAUCAAAAGUGUAACACUUACUUCCACUGCAUUUUAGUGUGAUAAAUGUUGAUGUAGCAAUGAUGUUUAUUUAUUAUACACAGUUACCGGGAGCUUGCAGUAGUAACUAGCUUGAUCUCAUUGAGAGAUUGAGCCGGGUCAUAAAUUGUAUUCACUUUGGUCUCUUAAAGGAGUUUUUAGGUUCAAGUAUGGAAUCAGUGUCCUGGAAACUUGAGACUUAUUUUCACAUAAUAAAUAAUCGGUAUUUAACAA
Molecule: messenger RNA, 1802 nt
Organism: Cicer arietinum (chickpea)
Lineage: Eukaryota; Viridiplantae; Streptophyta; Magnoliopsida; Fabales; Fabaceae
Product: pachytene checkpoint protein 2 homolog
Biological process (GO): meiotic recombination checkpoint signaling; reciprocal meiotic recombination
Cellular component (GO): nucleus; chromosome
Molecular function (GO): ATP hydrolysis activity; ATP binding
Source: RefSeq, a predicted model, not a curated record